Biomphalaria glabrata is the source of this 3493-nucleotide messenger RNA. RefSeq lists its product as uncharacterized. The coding region runs from base 115 to 1110 and encodes 331 amino acids. The transcript has 8 exons. NCBI's taxonomy places the organism in Eukaryota, Metazoa, Mollusca, Gastropoda, Planorbidae. The record is from RefSeq and is a predicted model, not a curated record.
GUUUUAUAUUAUCACUGAAAAAGUUGUCCUUGACAACGGAAGUUGAUUCUUUAACCUGUGAUUAUUCAUAUUGAUAUUGCCAUUACAUCUUCUUUUGUCGCAAUUCAAUUUAUAAUGCCUUUAAGUCAAAAUGCAAAAGAAUGUGGGUGGUUCUACCAUGCCCCAACUAAAAAAAAUGUUGGUGCUCCAAAAUUGGACUAUCCAGCGCCUUCCAAUAUCCCAGGAUUAGGCUUUGAUGAUCCUGUAGAUGUAGAAAACCAACACUGCAAGGAAAUGGUGUUUAAAGAAACGGAUACACAUUACAUUAGAUUAGCUAAAAUGGGAGGUAGAAAAGAUUUGCUGUCCUUUAAAUCUGACAAUGAACGUCAGAAAUCAGCAGGUCCAAGGGGGUAUCCAAGAAAUGAUUGGUUUUAUUUAGAAGACAACAGGAUGCAGGAUGAAUACGAGCGAGGAAAUGAAGAGAAAAAAUCGUGGCAGUUCUUAUUGCCAGACUACAUGGUUCAUCAGAGUUACAAGCCUUCCUUUGAGGAGCCCGAUAGCAGACCAACACGUAGUGCUGCCCCUUUUUAUACUGAAGUGAACUGUGGUAUUGAAGAGGGAAGACAGGCAACAGAUAAAACUGUCAAGAUUCAAGAGCCAAGAAAACCAGGAUUUGGAGUCAGAUUGGAGAAGCCUGCAGCUACAGCACAGAAACCACCACCCAGAGAUAAAAUAACUAAACCAAAAGACUCAGAAACUUUGCAGGGAGAGAGAAAGAAACAAAACUUUAUUGUUAUGCCUACAGAAAAAGAAGAACCUACAAAUAUGCAGAAGCUCUUGUCUGGAGAUUAUGAAAAGGAAUGGUAUUCUAAACUGGCACAAAUGCAAUACAAAGAACAAGCUAAUUUAAUGAAAGAUGCACCUAAUAGUAAUGACCCUCAAAUGGUGCUUUCUGAGAAAAUUUCUUCAGCUAAUCACAGACGAAAUCGAACUGACAUUCAUUCUAGCUACACACAUAAAAGAAAGAAUGAAGUAGAAGAAAAAGAACCAUUUGUGCUAAACAGAUUUAAGAACAUCUCACCAAAAGUUGAUUCAUACCAGAGAACAGAGUUAAUGGCAGAGUUAAAGUAACCAGCCAUAUAGACCUAAAUAUGUAAAUAAUUAAGAUGUUUAAAUAGUUUAGUGUUCACCAUUCAGUACAAAAAUGAUUAGCAAUAAAAUGCAAAUAAAAAAGAAGUUUUUACAAUUAUUUUACUAUAAAAUUAUGUUUUCUUUUACUAACUUUAUUCCAUCUUUAUAUAUCAAAAGGCUUACACAAAUUAUUAAACCUAUCAAGUUUUUAAGUUGUAAUAAAUUGUUUCUACAGUGUGGAACAUCUAUUUAUUUUCAUUUUAAUUAUCACAACAAAUUCUUUUGUCUGAAAAAUGAUGUUUAAUAAUUUUUUUUCUGCUGAAUAUAUUUUGUCCAAAUUCCAGUAAAAAUGAUAAUUUUUAAAAGAAAAGUUGUAUUUUUUGUUUGUGAAAAAAAUUCAUAUAUUUAUUCUAAUAAAUUACAGACAUUACUUCAAAAGAAAAGAAUUAUGUGAAUGUAUCAAAUAGCUAACAAUUUCAUAUUAAAUAUAAAAUUAUUACAACACAGAGGUACAGUUCAAUUCUUGCUAAUAUAAUAAAUACAAUAAGAAAGAAUACAAUCUCUAUUUCAAAAGAUCCUUUAAGCAGCAAUACUUUUAUUUAACUUAUUUAUACUUUUAUUUAAAUUAUUUAGUGAACUGUAACAGAACAAAAAAAUGAAGUUAUUUUAUCAAAUGUUGCUUGUCACCUUUACAAUUGCUAUUGCAUUAAAGUAUCAUUGUUUUAUAAUAAAAUAUAAACAAAUUUGCAUAAAGAAAUUUUUGACUUUGAAAAUAAAUUUUAAUGUUGUAUUUGUACAACAGUGACAAAAUAUACAAAUAUUUCAUAAAUUUAAAGAAAUAUAUACAGUUGUCUUCGUUGCGGUGCCUAAGGACUGAGUUCAUUGCACUGGGGGGGGGGGGUAAAAACCCUAACAAACAUGUCAUAUCCACACACCCACACACCGUUUCUCAAGGGGUCAUUUUUUUAUGGCGGAUGUGGUACAGAGAAGAAACAUGGGAGAGUUUCCACGGUGUGCUUGGCCUUGGGCCUCACUUAAAUCCGAGCAUCCUGUGAUACAAGUCAUCAGUAAUAGGGAUGUAAUAAUUUACAUCUUUCCAGACAGAAGAUUGUUCAGACAGGCGGAGGCAAGCUUCCACAGGUCUUAAGUUGUAAGACUCAAUGACAAAGUAGAAGGUAGCCUGAGCCUGUCCUACUAUUAGCUCUAAAUAGAACGAGUUAAUUUCUUUCUUCUACCUGGUGUCAUUAUUAUUGUUAGUUGCCAUCAUAAACAUUAGGGCCCACGUGGGGCUAAUUAGGGCAAAGGGGGAUAACCCUAAUCAAAACUGAUACUGGGCCAUAAUGGGCAUGUUUAUAUGUUUAUAUAGCUGCUACUUUGCUAAACGAAUAUUAAUUUAUCACAGUGAAGUUUUUAUUACCUAAUGCUUCUAGUCUAGAACAAUAUAGAUGCAUGACACACCUUUCCUCUUCAUACCUGAUGAUACCCAGCCCAAGAAAGUAGCCCUACAUAACAUACUACAACAUAAUAAAAGCCACAAAAAGAUUGCUUAGUGGAGGUCAGGGGCGGACUGGCUAUAUGGGCACUAAGGCCGAUGCUAGGUGGGCCGGUUUACAAAUGGGCUGGUAGGACCACGAAAGGGCCGCAUGGAUGCCACCAUGGUACGCGCAUCAAAUUGUUAAUAAAACCAUAUAAAAAUGCCAUCAGAGCGUUGUGUUAAAAAAAAAAAACUUUCACAGACUCUGCACUGUAAUACUAUUUUAAUCUAAUACAUUUUCCGAAAUAUUGUGAUAGCCUACAUUCGUAGAUAGUGCUACUAGUAGGCUUCAUCCUUUUAGGGCGAUCAAAAAGCAACAUAAGGUCUAGGCCUAUAUUUCUAUACAGAUUUAGAGUUCACUAUAUGCAUGCCUAUCGAUCAGACUUAACAUAAUGACUUUGAGGACAGGUAGGCUUAGAAUUGAAUGCCCAUCAUAUGAUAUAGCCUACAAGUUAUGUGCCGGAUUGUAUAGAAAUGCCUGAACCAAUUUUGACACCCAGUCCGCCCCUGGUGGAGGUUAUAUCUCUGCUGCCCAUUUUAAAAAGCUGUAAUGGUGUUUAUUUCAUUUACUAUGUUGUCAAAUGUUGUCACAACUCUGCAGAGUCAUUGGUUUUUCUAGCUGAUUCAGGUGUUAGUCAAAUAUGAAUAUUCACAUUCAGUAAUUCUCGCUGCUCUACUUUUUUAUGUUUUCUUGAGUUGAGGAUGUUAAUUCGAAUAUUGGUCUAUGCAAGGUUAAAUAGCAUUUUAGUUGUUUAUUUGCUUUUUUUUUUAUUUCUCAUUAUAAACCUUAAUGCUUUGUUGUUGUUUUUUUUUUUAUAUUUUCAUCAAUAUAGGGAUUUUACGAUCAUU